CGGUGGGCUACCUGGAAGGUUAAAGCCGGCCGCGGCAGAGGUGGGGAUAUGGCCCGUGCAAAUGUCCCUCCAGCCUUAUCUCUGCGAGAAGCCACCCAGCGGAAGUUGCGGAGGUUUUCCGAGCUGAGAGGCAAACCUGUGGCAGCUGGAGAGUUCUGGGACAUUGUUGCAAUAACAGCAGCUGAUGAAAAACAAGAACUUGCUUAUAAGCAACAGCUGUCAGAAAAGCUGAAAAAAAAGGAAUUACCCCUUGGAGUUCAAUAUCAUGUUUUUGUUGAUCCUGCUGGAGCCAAAAUUGACAAAGUCUAUAAUUCUUGAAGGAGUUACAAGAAAAAAAAAGGUGGUCACAAAACAUGGAGUUGAUGAGAAAAUAUCUGAGGGAAAAUUACAUAUACAAGAGGACAUUGUAAAGCAGAAAGGUGGCUACAGUCAACGCCUUCCAAAUGCAAGUGCUCUGGGGAAAAUUUUCACUGCUUUACCUUUUGGUAACCCCAUUUAUCAGAUGUUAGAAUUAAAACUAGCCAUGUACAUUGAUUUCCCCUCACAUAUGAAUCCUGGGAUUCUGGUUACCUGUGCAGAUGAUAUUGAACUUUAUAGUAUCGGAGAAUCUGAGUUUAUCAGAUUUGACAAGCCUGGCUUUACGGCUUUAGCUCAUCCUUCUAGCUUGACUGUAGGUACCACACAUGGAGUAUUUGUCUUAGAACCUUCUAAUUGUUUAGAAUAUAGUGACCUCGAAUAUCGGUGUUGCCAUCGUUUCCUUCAUAAGCCCAGCAUAGAAAGGAUGUGUCAGUUUAAUGCUGUGUGUAGACCUGGAAAUUUUUCUCAGCAGGACUUGUCCGGGGGUGACACUGCCUCUCUUAAAUUUGAAUCUGAGUAUGUCUACACAGACAGCCUAUUUUACAUGGAUCAUAAAUCAGCGAAAAAGUUACUUGCUUUUUAUGAAAAAAUAGGCACACUGAACUGUGAAAUAGAUGCCUAUGGAGACUUUCUGCAGGCUUUGGGACCUGGAGCAACUGUGGAGUAUACCAGAAACACAUCAAAUGUCACUAAAGAAGAGUCAGAGUUGGUAGACAUGAGGCAGAGAAUAUUUCACCUUCUUAAAGGGACAUCACUAAAUGUUGUUGUUCUUAAUAACUCCAAAUUUUAUCACAUUGGCACAACUGAAGAAUAUUUGUGUCACUUUACUUCAGCUAGCAGUUUGAAGUCAGAGCUUGGCUUACAGUCCAUAGCUUUUAGCAUCUCUCCAGCAGUACCAGAAUGCUUUGGUAACACAUCCUGUAUCAUUCAAAGUAUAUUGGAUUCAAGAUGUUCUGUGUCACCUGGCUCAGUUGUGGAGUACUCCAGAUUGGGGCCUGAUGUUUCAGUUGGGGAAAACUGCAUUAUUAGUGGUUCAUCUAUCAUAACAACAGCUGUCCUGCCUGCGUAUUCUUUUGUGUGUUCCUUAAGCUUGAAGAUGAAUGGACACUUAAAGUAUUCAACGAUGGCAUUUGGAGUGCAAGACAACCUGAAAAGGAAUGUUAAAACAUUGUCAGAUAUAAAGUCACUUCAAUUCUUUGGCGUCUGUUUCCUGUCAUGCUUAGAUAUUUGGAAUUUGAAAAUUACAGAGGAGCUCUUCUCUGGAAACAAGACAUGUUUGAGUUUGUGGAAUGCUCGUAUUUUCCCAGUUUGUACUUCUUUGAAUGAUUCGGUUACAACAUCCAUAAAGAUGUUAAAUGCUGUGCAAAGCAAGUCAGCAUUCAGCCUGAAUAACUAUAAGCUGUUGUCCAUUGAAGAAAUGCUUGCCUACAAAGACGUAGAAGACAUGAUAACCUAUAGGGAGCAAAUUUUUCUAGAAAUUACUUUGAAUAGAAAACUUUGAUUAAGAGACAUCUUAAAUAUUGCAUACUUCGCCUUUCUUGAUUGAGCUAGAUUGCAAAUAUAGGUGUUUUCUAUAGAUGUUUGUUUUAUUGAAGUCAUUUAAUGAAAAUUAUGUUAACAGUUGCUGCAGCAUAAAAUCAAUAACACAAAAAUACAGAUAAACCAUUUUUGAAGAAAGAAUAUUUCUAGGCUGUAACUUCAGGAAAGGGAUUUUUAGAUGUUUAUUACUAUUUUAAUAUUUCUAUAAAUUAAGAUGGAUUUAUGGAGCAUUAGUUUGUUCACAUAAUAAUGUACUAGUUUUAAAGGUAAUUUUCUAAACAUACCUUUAGUUUUUCCCUCUUCUUUUGGGCUUCAGUUCCAAAAAAGUUCUUAGUGUUUAUUGGCAGUUCUCUUCUCAGAUGUAGUAAUUCUGAUUAACUAAUAAAAAUAGCAUACUAUCUGAUCUUCAGAGCACUGUUGGAAUAGUGUCAAAAUAACAUUUGCAGGGACAGAUUUAUAAUUAGCAAAUUCAGAUUAAAUUAAUGCUUAAAAUAUUAUGAUAAUCUUAAUUGAUAAGUAAUGGACAACUCUGAAAUUGAUGCUAAAAAUCUCAUUUAUUGAUCUUACCAAAAUGAAACAAAAAAGGGUAUAUGUGUUAUUUUAUCCAUCUAAACUUGAAAAUGUGUUUGUGUAUCCUAAAAAUGUUCCCUAAAUUUUCAUCCAUAGGAAAGCAUACACACCCACAAAAGUCAAAUAUCUGUGUGGGGAAGAUGGUAGGAAUAAUUGAGAUUCAUUGAUAAUAAUAUGUUUAUUCCGAGCAUUACUUUCAUCCUCAUACUAAUUUCUUUAAUAGAACUGUUAAAUUACCAGAUGAACUGAUUUUACUUUUCAUUUCUUAUUUUCUGUCCAUGCACUGGUAAUGAUGCUGAGAAGCAAUAAAUACCCAAAAGAUAGAUAGUAGGAAGGAGCCAGAAGAAGAGAAAGAUUAAGAAAAUGCACACAUGAUAAACAGCUUCAAGAAAUAAAAAUUGGCUGGUGUCCCAAGUUAUGUGUACCAAUCUAUAUAUAUAAAAGCCUAAUAUGCAAAGUGUCCCUUCAGGAGUUUGACCUGGAGACCAGGAGUUCAAUCGCUUGCUAAUGAUGUGCUCUGACCACCAGGGGGUGGCGCGGAAUGAAGGAAAGCCCCAGCCGGCAGCCGGAAGGCCCUGGACCUAGGGACCUUACCUGUGCAUGAUUUCGUGCACAGGGCCUCUAGUUUGAUAUAAGCACAUAAGUGAAAUGUGCUCAUACCAAAGUCUAAUAAUCCUAUAUAAUAAAAGCAUAAUAUGCAAAUCGACCAUCCAUUUGAGACCAAGCUAUGACACCCACUGGUGCCAGGCCAGCCAAGGUGGGUGCAAUGCGAUUGUCCAGGGGCCCAGCCAU
This is a messenger RNA of Myotis lucifugus (little brown bat), 3258 nucleotides long. RefSeq names its product fucose-1-phosphate guanylyltransferase (gene FPGT). The transcript is spliced from 4 exons. Gene Ontology annotation, molecular function: transferase activity, transferring phosphorus-containing groups. The record is from RefSeq and is a predicted model, not a curated record. Bases 266 to 1858 code for a protein of 530 amino acids. Lineage: Eukaryota; Metazoa; Chordata; Mammalia; Chiroptera; Vespertilionidae.